Ambispora gerdemannii is the source of this 4245-nucleotide messenger RNA. Lineage: Eukaryota; Fungi; Glomeromycota; Glomeromycetes; Archaeosporales; Ambisporaceae. The record is from the annotation of a GenBank genome assembly.
AUGUCCAAUUACUCUGCCACCUCGGCAGCCACGUAUCCACACGAUGAGAAGAGUGGGGAUAAUGACGAGGAAGAUGACGACCACCCCAAGGUCGUAGACACCGACCCGACCGGUCGGUUUGAACGGUUCGAAGAGUCGCUGGGCGUCGGUGCCUAUAAAGAGGUCUUUAAAGCGUUCGACCAAGAAGAAGGUGUUGAGGUGGCAUGGUGUCAAUUACGGUUGCACUUUUCAAAGAAAAAAGACGCGGAAAAGAUUCAACGAGAAAUUGAGAUUUUACAGUCACUUCGCUGCGAAAACAUUAUCAAUUUUUAUGCGUCUUGGUUGAAGAAGGGCCCUGACGGUAAAGAACGAGUGUUCUUUGUCACGGAGCUGAUGACCUCGGGCACUUUGAAACAGUAUCUACGUAAAACCAAACUUAAGCCUAAAGUACUGAAAACUUGGGCGAGACAGAUCCUCAAAGGGCUUGAUUAUUUGCAUACGCGUGAACCGCCUAUUAUUCAUCGGGAUUUAAAGUGCGAUAAUAUUUUCAUUAAUGGAAAUAACGGUCAAGCAAAGAUUGGCGAUCUCGGUUUGGCUAUCAUAAAAAACAAAGAUCAUGCGUCGUCGGUACUCGGAACGCCCGAAUUCAUGGCUCCCGAAUUAUACGAGGAGAAAUACAAUGAAAAAGUGGAUAUUUACGCUUUCGGUAUGUGCGUACUCGAACUAGUCACCAAAGAGUAUCCGUACGCCGAGUGUACGAACCAAGCACAAAUCUAUCGAAAGGUCACCACGGGGAUAAAACCACAGGCGCUGCAAAAAGUCAAGGAUCCUGCGACGUUAGAGUUUAUAGAGUUAUGCUUGAGGUAUAACCCGGAUGAACGGCCGUCAGCUGGGGAGUUGUUGAAACAUGAAUUUUUGAAAGAGGCGUGUGUUGAUCAGAGUGGGGGCAGUGUCAAUGGCGGUACAGUUCCGCGGUCUGUUACUCUGUCCCCGCCUAAAUCUCCAACGUCGCAACAAGCGGGUUCUGCAUCGCUACCAAAAAUCUCGUCAUCAUUUUCAUUAUCAAAUAAGAAUUUAAUGCCGCCACCGUUCACCACAAAGACAAUCGACUCUGAGAACAAAACAUAUCAGGUCAGUUCUGCAACGUUUCCACCGUCUACCACCACUAGUAAUGGCAAUAGUAAAAGUAAUAAAAGUGAGGAGAAUGUUCAAUCAAUAACGAAUCUCCCAGGUAACCAAACAUUGUCUCGACAGACACCGAUGCAAUGUAACGUUGCAAUAUAUAAGCCAACUGAAAAAGAAAGACAGUCGAACAAAUUUAAACCCGCAGAAAAUGAAGUCUUGCUCGCCAUGACAAUUGUCGUGCCUGAUCGUACAGAUGUAGAAAUAAAGUUUCCGUUUAAUUUGUGUGAUGACACGCCCGAAGAUGUCGUGGCAGAAAUGGUGAGAGAACAGAUUCUGAGUCAGGAAGGACAUGAUUUGGCAAAGAAAAACAUUGAGGAUAUUGUGAAUAAGAUUUUGUCGGGUGAACUUUCGAUUAAAACACAAUCUAUGGAUGAUGAUUCUGAGCAUUUGAAUGGUAGUACAAGAGGAUCGAGAGCUCCAUCUGUCGCCAGGAGUGAUUAUGAUAGUUCGCACGAAACCGACGAUGAAUUGGGACAAAAAAUUAAAGCUUCUAGAGCUAAUGGAGAUUUAUCUUCAAGUUUCCAUUCUGAAAUGUCAUUGUCAUCGUCAUCUGAAAAUGUGAAUGGAAUACAACCAUGUUUUUUAAAGGAUAUGUCGUCGUCUUCGGAGAGUUUAACUCAUGCCUCAUCUGCCAAAACGUCAUGGGAACGGGAGGAUAACGAAGUUCGACGAGUUUUACAUAAUGCAGAAUUAUUGAAAAAUACAACUGCAAUUGUUGACUCGACUGAUGAGUCUAUUGCUGCGAUAGGGCUACCACCGUCAAUAGACACACAGCCAAUACUUGAUCGUGCUGGAAGUCGUCCUCUUACAACUACAGCGUCACCUGUUGUUGCACGACCUGCACAACUAUCAUCAAGAGUUCGUUCUGCUUCAAUAUCAGCGUUGUCAAAUAGUAAUGGUGCACCUCCAUUAUCUCCUUCCACAUUCAAUCGAUCUGGCACCACUACACCUUUUCAAUGGCCAGAAUCAUUAUCUACUCACCCUGGAAACCUUCAACUUCCAUCGACAGAAAAGGAACUUCAUAAUACUGACUUGAAAAUGCCACCAUCUCCCAGAAAUACGUUCUCUCGUCCACUUUCAGUGGCAUCUGAUGCGAAUGGACUAUGGAAUGACAGUUAUCAAUCUUCAGUUCAUAAUACAAAUCAAGGUUUAACACGAUCACAAACUGCGCCGAUAACUGAGUCAAAUAUGGAAAAUUCUGCAUUUACGCCUGCUUCACCAAAUCCAUCAUUUUACAAUCCUGAAUCUCCAAGAGCUAAUUACGGUAGAAGUGUCAGUUUUCCCGGGUCACAUUCUCCCGGUGCACCUCCAACGAAGUUACAAGAUUGGCAACGAAGAAUGUCCAAUCCUGUCUCCUCCACUCCUAUACAACCAGAUACUUCAUCUAGUCUAACGAAUGGUUAUUCAACAACACAUGUAGAACGCGUAAGAAGAUCUUCAAUAUCCUCCACAACCUCGCAUUCGUCUGCACAUUCUGCAACAAAAGAAGCUGGAUCAGAACUAGCUAUUGAUACUCGCGCUCUAAUAUCACAACAACGACAAGAUAACCAGCAAAGAGUACCACAAGAGGAGAUGACAGAUCUGGGUGCAGGUCUGGGAAUACAAACUGAGCAUGGGUACACGUCUAAAUUUAGACAUGGGACAUCAAAUAGUUCUUCAACUUCAUUCUUCCCGGGAGUUUCAUUACCUCCUUCCGUUCUGCAGGGCGUAACGAGCAUUCCGAGUUCAUCGACUGUUUCACCUACCGAGAAUUAUUCUUCGCAUGGUCUACCCGAAUCUCAGCAUCAUUAUCCACCAUCUUUUGGCCUAAAUUAUGGAACAAUUACAUAUCAAGGAGAGCCUCCCACAUAUGCUGGAGAAGUUGACACAAGUGAUGAUGAUGAGGACGCAAACACCUUAUUAGCUCUUCGAGAAAAACAGCAACGCGAAGUCGAAGAACUACAGAAGAAACAUACUCGAGAAUGGGUGAAAUUAAUGGGUGAAAGAAAGCAAAAAUAUAAAAGUCAUCAUCAAUCUAAGAGUAGUGUUAAUGUUCCAAAGUCACCAGCAAGUUCACCGAAAAUGAAUCGUCCGUCCACCGAACAUAACAAUACACAAAUAAAUGGCUUACCUUCCUUGACAUCAACACCUUCAUUAGGACCUCAAAUAAAUACAAGUGAUCAUGAUAAUUUGGGAACUAUACCGAGAAUUAAUUCGAUGCCUCAUGUACCAAAUCUAUCGGUUGCAUCGUCAGCCUCAUUUUCAUCUUCCUCUCCUGCUCUUCCUAUAAUACCGAAAUCAAUGACACCGACAUCUGUAGAAAACACUGCCGGACUGAAUGGAUUGAAUGGUCGUCAACCACUAACAACGUCUACUUCUUCCUCUCAUUCUAUUUCAACAAAAAACCAAUUGUCGUCCAUUAAUACAAUUUCAUUACUGCCAACAGCAGCAACAAUUCCUUCUUCACAUUUACCAUUAUCGCUUCCAUCUACUGCUGUCCCGAAUAAUCCUUUAUCAUCAGCCACAUCAUCGUCUAGUAUUUCAUCACUGCAAAUAUUAACAUCUCAAACUAUGUCGCAGCAUCAGCAACAAGAUACAAUUUCAUCAUCAGCCUUAACUCCUACUAAUACUCUCCCACUACGAACCCUUACUCCGAGUAUCAUAAAAUCAGAUCCUGAUGGACUUAUCGCUGAAAUGUCCGAACGACAGCUUGCUGAAUUGCAAAAUUUAGCCAAACACAACGGACAAGCUAAAUCCGGCAGCUUGGUGAAUGGCACAGCAACAUACGCGUCAGUUGUUUCUAAUUCAAAAAUACAGUCGGGCCGUGAAUCACCAGUUGACUUGUCCGCAAGUAGACAUAGCUCUACUAAUAGUAAUAGUAGUAAUAUAACAAAGCUGAGUUUGAAUGAAAUGGAGAAGCAAAAACGAAUUUUGUCUCAGAAUAACAUCUUGUCGACGAUGACAAAUAAUUCUCAGAUUUCACAAACAGCGGCUUCUAUCUAUUCUCCAGUACAUCCUCAGCAGAGCCACUCGAUAAACCCAUCGGCGGGAUCACUAUCAAACAAGUCACAAAAUCAAAACACACAUGAUUUACUGGGAUAA